CCUGUAUAAAGUUUCUUUCCCGGUCCCCGUUGAAGCAUCUCAUCUUUUCAUCAACUUAGUGCUGAGAACUCCAUAGCAUUUUCUCAAACACUCAGAGAUGGUUUCAGAGCAUGGAGAGGCUGCCGCCGAAGAGAACCUCACUGCCAAGAUGUUUCAGCUAAGUGUCGAGCAAGGAGAAGCCUCGCUUGUGCCGCCGGAAAAAGAAACUGAGAGGGUACUCUACUUCCUUUCCAACCUUGACCAGAACAUCGCGGUGAUAGUUCGAACAGUCUACUGCUUCAAAUCACCGGAUCAAGGUAAUGAGAAAGCCGGUGAUGUUAUCAGAGAAGCAUUAUCGAAGGUUCUUGUUCACUACUACCCGCUCGCCGGAAGGCUGACCGUAAGCUCGGAGAGGAAGCUCAUUGUGGAUUGCACCGGAGAAGGCGCGGUGUUUGUGGAGGCAAUAGCAGACUGCGAGAUGGAACAAAUAGGAGACAUUGCGAAGCCUGAUCCUUCUAUGCUUGGCAAGCUCGUCUAUGAUGUUCCAGGCGCCAAGAACAUGCUGGAGAUACCGCCUUUGGUAGCUCAGGUCACUAAGUUCAAGUGUGGGGGGUUCAUCCUCGGACUAGCCAUGAACCACUGCAUGUUCGACGGCCUGGGAGCGAUGGAGUUUGUGAACUCAUGGUGCGAAACAGCGCGAGGACUACCGCUCUCUGUGCCGCCCUUCAUGGAUCGAACGGUGCUCGAGGCCAGAGAUCCGCCUCUUCUCGAGUUUCCCCACCAUGAAUUCAGGGAGAUCCCCGAUUCCCCACGCACCAUAUCUCUGUACCAGGAGGAAAUGUUGUACAAGUCCUUCUACUUCGACCCGCAUAGGAUCGAACACCUCAAGAGCAGAGCGACGGGAGACGGCGUCCUUCACAGCUGCACCACCUUCGAGGCUCUGUCAGCACUCGUAUGGAGGGCUCGCACGGCGGCCCUGCGGGUGGAGCAUGACCAGCAGACGAAGCUGCUCUUCGCGGUGGACGGCCGGUCCAGAUUCGACCCGCCGCUGCCAAAAGGCUACUUCGGCAACGGCAUCGUGCUAACCAGCGCCUUGUGCGAUGCAGGGGAGCUUCUCGAGAAGCCGUUCUCGUUCGCGGUGGGACUGGUUCAGAAGGCAGUGAGGAUGAUCACGGACGGAUACAUGAGGUCUGCCAUCGACUACUUCGAGGUGACCAGAGUGAGGCCGCCUCUUACCGCAACGCUUCUGAUAACCACCUGGUCCAGGCUGACUUUCCACGCCACGGACUUCGGGUGGGGGAAGCCGGUGCAGUCGGGGCCGGUGGCAUUGCCUGAGAAGGAGGUGAUCCUGUUCUUGUCGCAUGGGAAGGAGAGGAGGAGCACGAACGUGCUUCUGGGACUGCCAGACUCUGCCAUGGUGGCAUUCCAAGAGCUGAUAGAAAUGUAGAAGGAGUGUGGCUUCGGGCAAUUGGCCGCCAUGGCCUGUCGCUAUCUCUAUAGUUCGGCAUUUAUGUUAAUGUUCAUGAUCAUAUAUGUACUGUCAUUAUGAUCUUAUAAGUACAUGGCUGAUUUAACCAAAUUAA
This is a messenger RNA of Musa acuminata subsp. malaccensis (wild Malaysian banana), 1562 nucleotides long. Its product is annotated as omega-hydroxypalmitate O-feruloyl transferase. The record is from RefSeq and is a predicted model, not a curated record. Lineage: Eukaryota; Viridiplantae; Streptophyta; Magnoliopsida; Zingiberales; Musaceae. Gene Ontology annotation, molecular function: acyltransferase activity, transferring groups other than amino-acyl groups.